Molecule: messenger RNA, 1065 nt
Organism: Phanerochaete carnosa HHB-10118-sp
Lineage: Eukaryota; Fungi; Basidiomycota; Agaricomycetes; Polyporales; Phanerochaetaceae
Exons: 5
Coding region: 43-960 (305 amino acids)
Biological process (GO): modification-dependent protein catabolic process; protein ubiquitination
Cellular component (GO): cytoplasm; nucleus
Molecular function (GO): protein tag activity; ubiquitin protein ligase binding
Source: RefSeq, a predicted model, not a curated record
AACCACCACCUUCUAACCACAGCAACCUCUCAGACAACCAGCAUGCAGAUCUUCGUGAAGACCCUCACCGGCAAGACCAUUACCCUUGAGGUCGAAUCCUCCGACACGAUCGACAACGUCAAGGCCAAGAUCCAGGACAAGGAGGGCAUUCCCCCCGACCAGCAGCGCCUGAUCUUCGCCGGCAAGCAGCUCGAGGAUGGUCGCACCCUCUCCGAUUACAACAUCCAGAAGGAGUCCACCCUCCACCUUGUCCUCCGUCUUCGUGGCGGUAUGCAGAUCUUUGUCAAGACCCUCACAGGUAAGACGAUCACUCUUGAGGUCGAGUCCUCGGACACGAUCGACAACGUCAAGGCCAAGAUUCAGGACAAGGAGGGCAUUCCCCCAGAUCAGCAGCGCUUGAUCUUUGCCGGCAAGCAGCUCGAGGACGGGCGCACGCUCUCCGACUACAACAUUCAGAAGGAGUCCACCCUUCACCUCGUCCUUCGUCUCCGCGGCGGUAUGCAGAUCUUCGUCAAGACCUUGACCGGCAAGACGAUCACCCUCGAGGUCGAGUCUUCUGACACGAUCGACAACGUCAAGGCCAAGAUUCAGGACAAGGAGGGUAUUCCUCCAGACCAGCAGCGUCUGAUCUUUGCUGGCAAGCAACUCGAGGAUGGUCGUACUCUGUCGGACUACAACAUCCAGAAGGAGUCUACCCUUCACCUUGUUCUUCGUCUCCGUGGCGGUAUGCAAAUCUUCGUCAAGACACUCACCGGAAAGACUAUCACUCUCGAGGUUGAGUCUUCCGACACCAUCGACAAUGUCAAGGCCAAGAUUCAGGACAAGGAGGGUAUUCCUCCGGACCAGCAGCGCCUGAUCUUCGCCGGCAAGCAGCUGGAGGACGGGCGUACGCUCUCUGACUACAACAUCCAGAAGGAGAGCACUCUCCACCUUGUCCUUCGUCUCCGUGGUGGUCUGUAGACGGUUGUGUUAGGCUUCGAUGGUGUUGAUCACUGUAUUAUCUGUACCACUACUAUCGCACGCGCUCGCUGAUACGCAAUACACACUAUCUUUCAUCGAAGCUAC